AUUAAAGUACAACUUGACUAGGUCUAGUGUGCGUGACUUCCGCAAGUAGGAAAAUGGCGACCGAAGGACCUGUCAACCCAUUUGAGGGAAUAAAGAAAAGUGUAGAAAUUGAUGGGAAGAACUUCUCCUUCUUCAAUUUGGCUGAUCUUAAAGAUGCCAGAUACGAAAAGUUGCCAUUUUCCAUUCGAGUUUUAUUGGAGUCGGCCGUGAGAAAUUGUGAUGAGUUUCAAAUACAGAAGAAGGAUGUGGAGAGCAUAUUGAACUGGGAGAGGAAUCAGGGACAAAGCGUGGAGAUUCCAUUCAAGCCAGCGCGAGUCAUCUUACAGGACUUCACUGGUGUGCCAGCUGUCGUGGACUUUGCUGCCAUGAGGGAUGCAGUGAAACGACUAGGUGGCAACCCAGAGAAGAUCAACCCUAUCUGUCCAGCGGACCUCGUUAUAGACCACUCAAUCCAAGUGGAUGUCUCUAGAAGUAUAUUGAAAUAUUCUCCCAACCCUGGAGGAGGUCAAAGUUCAGAGGUUCAGGGGUCACAGAGGUCAACCUGCAACCUGUGUGUUGAUCCUCGAUCUCCCAUCUCCGAUCAAAUAUGUCCUUUUCACAAGCAGAAGACGAAGGGUGCAGAUGCUUUGGAACAAAAUCAGGAACUAGAAUUUGAGAGAAAUCGGGAGAGAUUUGUCUUCCUCAAGUGGGGAGCAUCUGCCCUGAAGAACAUGCUGAUCGUACCCCCGGGGUCGGGGAUUGUCCACCAGGUCAAUCUGGAGUACCUGGCCCGCGUUGUCUUCAACGAGGAGGGUCUUCUGUACCCAGACAGUCUUGUGGGGACAGAUUCGCACACCACCAUGAUCAACGGACUCGGGGUGGUCGGCUGGGGAGUAGGCGGUAUAGAAGCAGAGGCGGUCAUGCUUGGUCAGGCGAUCAGUAUGGUGCUUCCAGAAGUGGUGGGGUACAAACUUACCGGAAUGGUUGACCCUCUGGUGACCUCUACAGAUGUUGUGCUGACCGUUACCAAGCACUUGAGACAGAUUGGCGUGGUGGGAAAGUUUGUGGAGUUUUUUGGACCAGGCGUGUCCCAACUGUCCAUCGCUGACCGGGCCACCAUCUCUAACAUGUGUCCGGAGUACGGUGCCACAGUGGGGUUCUUCCCGGUGGAUGAAAAGAGCCUGGAAUAUCUCAGACAGACAGGUCGAUCAGAGGAGAGGAUCAAGUUCAUUGAGAAAUUCCUACGAGAAAUCAGAAUGUUUAGGAACUACAACAACGCGGAGGAGGAUCCUGUAUUUUCACAGAUGGUGGAGCUGGACCUCAGUACUGUGACAUCGUGUUGCUCCGGACCGAAGCGGCCUCACGAUAAAGUUCCCGUGUCGGAAAUGAAAACAGACUUCCAGGCCUGUCUCAACAACAAGAUUGGGUUUAAGGGCUUCGCUAUACCGGCCGACAAACAGGCAACCAAAGUCCCGGUCGUGUAUGACAACCAGGAGUAUGUCUUGUCACAUGGUUCUGUCGUCAUAGCAGCAAUCACCAGCUGCACUAACACCAGUAAUCCUAGUGUUAUGCUCGGGGCAGGUUUAUUGGCUAAGAAGGCAGUGGAGGCGGGGCUCAAUGUCAAACCAUACAUCAAAACCAGCUUGUCUCCAGGAAGUGGAGUCGUCACUUACUACCUCAGGGAGAGCGGGGUCACACCUUACUUAGAGAAACUAGGGUUCGACAUUGUGGGGUAUGGCUGUAUGACGUGCAUUGGUAACAGUGGCCCCCUACCAGAAACAGUAUCUGGAGCAAUAGAAAAGGGUGACCUGGUGGCCUGUGGUGUUCUAUCAGGGAACCGAAAUUUUGAGGGGAGGAUCCAUCCACUCACUAGGGCUAAUUACCUAGCCUCCCCACCCCUAGUCAUCGCCUACGCUUUAGCCGGCACUGUCCUGAUCGACUUUGAGAAAGACCCCCUGGGAACCAAUCCGGAGGGCAAGCCAGUCUAUCUUAGAGACAUCUGGCCAACUAGAGAUGAAAUCCAGGCAGUAGAGAGAGAGUUUGUAGUCCCAGCAAUGUUUACCGAUGUGUACUCCAGAAUUCAGCAAGGAAACAAAAGGUGGAACUCCUUAGUCGCACCCGAGGGCAUGUUGUAUCCGUGGGACGAAAAAUCAACCUACAUCAAAUCACCUCCAUUCUUUGAAAGCAUGGGCAAGGAAGUGUCCCAGCCAGAAAGCAUUAAAGACGCUCAUGUUCUACUUAACUUUGGGGAUUCCGUGACCACGGAUCACAUAUCCCCCGCUGGCAGUAUCGCCAGAAAUAGUCCAGCAGCACGUUACCUAGGCAAUAGAGGGUUAACCCCUCGCGAGUUUAACUCGUAUGGAUCUCGUAGAGGAAAUGAUGCCAUAAUGUCACGAGGCACCUUUGCCAAUAUUCGUCUAGUCAACAAAUUCAUGAGCAAGGCCGGCCCCAGAACGCGACACAUACCAUCUGGUGAUGAGAUGGACAUUUUUGAUGCUGCGGAUCGAUACCGUAAGGAAAACUGCCCAGUCAUUAUUCUGGCCGGGAAGGAGUACGGGUCUGGUUCGUCCCGGGACUGGGCAGCUAAAGGGCCCUGGAUUUUGGGUAUUAAGGCAGUGAUCGCAGAGAGCUAUGAGCGCAUCCAUCGUAGUAACCUGGUGGGAAUGGGAAUAAUUCCGUUCCAAUAUUUAGAGGGUCAGACCGCAGAAAGCCUGGGACUCACUGGAACCGAGACCUUCUCCAUAGAAAUCCCAGACAACCUCACGGCCGGUCAAGUGUUAGAGGUCAAGCUGAGCGAUGGCAGAACAUUCCAAGUGAAAGCGAGGUUCGACACAGAGGUUGAGUUGACCUACUUUAGACAUGGUGGGAUCCUGAACUACAUGAUAAGACGAAUGCUCUGACAGACAUAACCUCCGAGUGAAAGUUGCCAUAUCAGGAGCACAGAAAACACUGGGGAUCGCUUUGUUGAUUACGAUUUUUUGAUUUGGGGUGGAUGAUCUUGAUAGGAAAAAGUGGAAAUUUGCAGGCUCAAUGCUUAACACGUGUCUUUCAGAUGUUUAUGUAGAGUUAUCUCCCUUUUUAUUUUGCCAUUGAUUUGUGAUCAAGAAUUUGGAAGAAAAAAAAAUGUGUUCAGAAGUACGAUGUUUUAUACUGGUAUAAUGUACAAGGUUAAUUCUCCGUUUUGAUAUUUUUGAAUGAGCAGAUGAUAUGCCUGCAUACAAUGAGGUUGAAAUGAAUCUUUCAGGAGCUGACGAUAUCAGGGGGAAAAAAAUUGCAUUUUGAAAUUAGGUACAAGGUACCUCUUUUGCUUUGAUGAAAAAUUAUUUUACUGUGUAUUUUUUUUUUUUAUAAAAGAAAUAACUGAUAUUCUUAAUUACAUUGUGUAUUGAUAUUUAUUUCGACUUUGGAAACCUCUUGUGUUUGAACUUUAUGUUUUUAACAGAGUUUUACGGUCGGGUGUAAGCAUGCAUUUGUAUGAUUGUAUUGAAAAUGUUACUGGGUUUUUAAUUUUGAUUUCUAUAUUAAGAAAGCAUUUCUGUAAGAUAUUUUCGGGGUUUUUUAAUUUUGAUUUUCUGUAUUAUGAAAGCAUUUCUGUUUGUUUACACGUACCAGCUUCUCUUUCUGAAUAUUCAGGUUUAUAAUACAUGUGAGGGGUCUACUUUUUGUAUUGAUUUCCAAUUUAUGAUUUGAAAAAUCAGUUGUAUAAAUGAACAUGGACAGAAUUUGCUGUGAAAUUUUUAUUUGAAAUUUACGAAACAAAUUAUGCUAUUUAAUGAGAAUAAUCCCUAGGAUGAUGAGUAUGUGAUGUUGAUUUGAGAGAAUAUGUGUUAGUUAAUUAAUACACACAUUUGUGUGUUUUGAACGAUAUAAAAUUUGUCGUGGUUGAUAUAGUAUUACAGUGACUGUUGAUAUACUGUUAUAUUGACUGCUGGCAAAACCCAGGAGAAGAAACUGUAACAAAUAAAACUCAAAUUCAUCAUGUGAUCAAA
This is a messenger RNA of Ostrea edulis (European flat oyster), 3968 nucleotides long. RefSeq names its product cytoplasmic aconitate hydratase-like. Gene Ontology annotation, cellular component: cytosol; mitochondrion. NCBI's taxonomy places the organism in Eukaryota, Metazoa, Mollusca, Bivalvia, Ostreida, Ostreidae. Gene Ontology annotation, biological process: citrate metabolic process; tricarboxylic acid cycle. Gene Ontology annotation, molecular function: aconitate hydratase activity; 4 iron, 4 sulfur cluster binding. The coding region runs from base 54 to 2879 and encodes 941 amino acids. The record is from RefSeq and is a predicted model, not a curated record. The transcript is spliced from 23 exons.